AUGAUCAACACAGUCGUCUUGGAUGGGACCACAUUAGAAGGCGGCGGCCAGAUCCUUCGUAUCGCCGUCUGUCUCUCAGCCAUCACCAAUAUACCUUUGAACAUUACACGGAUUCGUGGCAACCGACCCAGAGGCGGUGGACUCAAGUACCAGCACCUCACAGGUGUCAAUUGGCUGGCGAAGGCGAGCGAGGCCAACAUCGAGGGCGCAGAGAUCAAAAGCACAGGAUUGAGACUAUCGUGGGACAGGGACACUGACGAUGAACCUUUGGAUGGCCAUCGGUUUUUGUCCUUGCCCAAGAUGAUUGAUAUUGGUAGUCCUGGGAGCGUUGCCCUCGUCCUCCAGGCUAUCCUACCGUUUAUUAUCUUUGGACGCACUCUGAACGCUUCUCUGACUCGACUUCUCAAGAUGCCAGUGAUGGCGCCGAUCCACAUCACUAUCAAGGGCGGCACCAACGUCAGCUUCUCACCCUCGUUCGAAUACAUCAACAAGGUUCUCCUCCCAACAUUCUCUCGCAUUGGACUACCGCCCAUCACCGCCCGUCUCGAGUCUCGUGGCUGGAGCACAGGAGGACCUCAGAUUGGUACUGUCAUUUUCGAGAUCACCCCACUCCCAACCAAGUCAUACCUCCCAUCAUUCGAAUUGACGAAUCGUGGGACCAUCCAACAUAUUGAGGCGACAGUUCUUGGACCCAAGAUCGUUCAGGACAAGUUCCGACAUGAGGUUGCAAUCAGGUUGGCGGCCAACUUUCCGGGAGUUGCUACAACCAUCACCUUUGAGGAUAGUGGACAUCAUUCGCGACUCUACCUGCUCCUCGUGGCCAAGAGUGAGAAUGGUCACCUCCUGGGUCGGGAUUGGCUGUACGAUCGCAAGACACGCGGAGGGGAGCUGAACGGGCCUGUGGAGCAGCUUGUCAAAGAGGUCGUCCAGCAGCUGCAGAUGGAGCUUAAGCAUGGCGGGUGUGUGGAUGAGUACUUGCGAGACCAGUUAGUUAUCUUUAGCGCGUUGGCCAGAGGCAAGUGCCAUAUCGAUGCAGGACGGAAUGAGGAGGGUCAGUUGGUGGAAGGUAGUUUACAUACCAAGACUGCACAGUGGGUUGUUUCGCAGAUGUUGCCUGUGGCAUUGGGGGAGGAUGGGUCGAUUGUUGAGGGAAUAGCUUUGGAGGUAGGUAGCAGGUUCACGUCCACUGUCCGGCAUCCUUAA
Molecule: messenger RNA, 1203 nt
Organism: Linnemannia hyalina
Lineage: Eukaryota; Fungi; Mortierellomycota; Mortierellomycetes; Mortierellales; Mortierellaceae
Source: the annotation of a GenBank genome assembly